UCAUCACAUACGCCCUCGUCGCUGAGCAGAAACAGUUGUGCGCUCCGGAGAACAAGACGACAGCCGGUUACCAACAAAAUAUUUGAUCCAUUUUGGUCCCAUAAGCCAGUCGAGGUUGUUCGAAUAUCGAAUAUGGUCUGUGGCGGCUUCACCUGCUCCAAAAAUGCUCUCUGUGCCCUGAAUGUGGUUUACAUGCUGGUGGGGCUGCUGCUGAUAGGCGUAGCAGCAUGGGGGAAGGGGUUCGGCUUAGUGUCGAGCAUCCACAUCAUCGGCGGGGUCAUCGCGGUGGGCGUCUUCCUGCUGCUCAUCGCCAUCGUGGGACUCAUCGGAGCAAUGCACCACCACCAAGUCAUGCUGUUCUUCUACAUGGUCAUCCUUUUCAUCGUUUUCCUGUUCCAGUUAGGAGUUUCCUGUUCCUGCUUGGCAAUGAACCGCGGGCAGCAGGAGACACUCCUGAACUCCGCGUGGGGAAUGUUGGAAAACAAGACUAAGACCGACCUGGAGAGUCAGCUGAACUGCUGCGGGCUGCUCAACGGCACCGACAGCCGGGCACAGUUUGAACUGGACGUGCAAAACUGCCCCGCUUUGUGCAAACAGAAAACUUCUUGCUACACCUGCGGACUAAAGAUGUUGGAUCAUGCAACCGAGGCCCUGAAGAUCCUCGGGGGCGUCGGACUCUUCUUCAGCUUUACAGAAAUCUUGGGGGUGUGGCUGGCCGUGCGCUACAGGAACCAGAAGGAUCCACGAGCAAACCCAAGUGCUUUCCUAUAGUGUGUCUCUCACACGCAGAGCAGCGCCGCAGAAGCAGUUUCAAAACACACUGGUACACGCUAAAUCACGCACAUCUAGAGGCAUACAAACACAGCCGACACAACAUCAGCGAAUGGACGAGCGCACGCAGCACCUGACACACUGAGCAGCAUUACACACAGACACACACACACACACACACACACACACACACACACACACACAUUCACCUGAGACUUGAGAAGCUACAUCCACCUGUCCAGAAAUGUUUGCCAGAGUUGAAGCUGGAAGACUGGAUACUUAUGUAUGAAAGGAGAAGCUGUGAUACCCAGAAGUGCGGUAUGUUGACCCAACCUUGAUUUGAGUAUCAGAUUUCCUGCUAGAUCCCCGACCUAUGUAACAAGCGAUGAGACAUCUCUGCAUGUGUCCUGCGCUCUGCACGGACAAAACAGCCUCUUUGUUGAUUCCAUUCCACAUGCCAACUUAAUAACGACUGUGCCGUGUCCGACUAAUAACAUGUAUGCACCUUGAAGUUUUCCCUCUCGUCUCUAAUGUAGUGCCACAAAUAUACUCCUCUGGUCAGUGCUAUCGGUGAUGUGUAGAACUGUGUACCCAAACAUGUCCAGUUUGAGUCAGCUGAAGGGGGGAAAUAAAAACUCGACUUGUGGUGUAAAGUAGUUUUUGAAACUGUAUGUAAAUGUUUUUUUUCACAUGCUUCAACAAAAAAAAAAAGAAGAAGAAGUCAGGGUUAAACAGGAUAAGGACGCGAGAAAAAUAGAUUUUAGGUAAUGUUGUUGCUUGUCGUUCGGGUUCAAAUAUUUAUGAACUGUAUCUGAGCCAACUAACUUUUUAACAGUCUGAGAUAUUAGGAUGCCAGUGGACUGCAGCCUUGAUGUUGUACAUAAUCUUUCUGAGAUCAUUCUCUCCGGGUUUGCCAUGUAGUGAGUGACCACCUCUAGCUGGGAGGUUUUGCCUGCACAAUAAUCCACCCUUCUGUAUUUAGUAUGUUCCUUUUGUGUCGCACAGUGAUGUUGCUUAGAGUAGGAUCUGGUUGUAGAAAACGUGGAGUCGGGUACGUUAUCAUUACCUCCUGUUUAACUGGGUAGGGAAAAAAUCACAUUUUUUAAAAAGAAAAUCACGUUUUGAUUUAAAAAAAAUAGUUGGGUAAAUUUGGCCAAAACUGUAAAACACAAACCCAGUUUUGUUUUAAAAAGUGUUAAUUGUGAAAAUGUUCUCUUUGUUAUUCUUUAUUUUUAAGAAUUAUGUUGUGAAAUGAUUUUGUUCUCUGUUGCCAUCUGCUCUUUUUAUUUUUUCGUUCAUCAGUGUUAAAAUAAUACUUUGUAAAAAAAGAAAAAAAAAACAAGGUGUUAAAUAUUUUCAGGAUCUUUUUUUUUAAGUUAAGUUUUGAAGAUGCACAUUUAGAGGCUCCAGUUAAGUUGUCGUUCUGAUAUGAUUUAACGCCUCGCUCGAUGUUAAUAAUUCACUGCUUUAUUAAUUCUCUCUCUUUUUAAAAGACGUCUUUUUUCUCCUCUUUGAAAUUGCUUUUAACUUAAAGGACUAACACUAACUGUCGUUUCAUGUCUUACUUGAACCGCUCAACGGUUGGCUGAUUUUCCUGCUGCUGAUUUGGAGUGUAUCGCUGGUGUAAAAACAAGACAUGAUAAGAGAUCUUAAGCUUAAUUAUGCCGUGUAUUAUUACACCUCACUUCUUUGAAUUUGUGUGCACUUGUUAUUCCAAUGUAUCUUGAAUUUUUGAGACUUAAUUUUCCAAAUAAUAAAACCUCAAAUUGGAAA
Messenger RNA from Labrus mixtus (cuckoo wrasse), 2544 nucleotides. RefSeq names its product tetraspanin 31 (gene tspan31). The record is from RefSeq and is a predicted model, not a curated record. Bases 133 to 771 code for a protein of 212 amino acids. Lineage: Eukaryota; Metazoa; Chordata; Actinopteri; Labriformes; Labridae. The transcript has 6 exons. Gene Ontology annotation, cellular component: membrane.